UUUGCUCUCAAAUUGCCAUUGCUUUCGUUCAAGAAACAAGCAAAUUUUUUUUUUGUUUUUUUGUUAACUAAGAGAGGUAAAUUGGCAAAAUAAAUCAACAAAAGAAAUUGAAGUAUUAAAUUCGCUUAAACAGUGUCGACACUAGGAGAGUGUUAACUUCUCCAACGCACGCAAGUGACCGGCAGCCGGUAACCACUCUCGAAACCUAACGAUUAUCUUCUUUCGCAUUCACCAUGUUUAGAUUCAACUUCAGUGUAGAAACGGAAGACCAGGCAGAACCCAUGGCAGAGGAGCCCACUGACGACCCUUCAGCGGAAAAGGGGCACUCGGCAGCCCUCAGAGACUGGUUGCCUGCUCAGUGCCACGAGAUCAACCAAGAGCACCUGAAUUUUCUCACAGAUGGUUGUGUUGUGGAGGAGGUCACAAUAGGAGAAACUGGGGUCAAGUACAUUAGCAUGAACUCGGCUUUAGAGAAGAUGCAACACGCGGAAGUGUCAGCCAAUAUUGUUCCUGCCUUUCAAGAUCACACUGACCUUGUUCCAGCUGUAUAUGAAGGAGGGCUGAAGAUUUGGGAAUGUACCUGGGAUCUCUUAGACCACUUGUCCUCAAUGAAGAUGAACAUGAGUGGCUGCAGGGUCUUAGAGCUGGGUUGUGGAGCAGCAUUGCCAGGACUGUAUGCUGCACUUCAAGGAGCACAUGUUAGCCUUCAAGACUAUAAUGAAGAGGUCAUUAGAUAUAUUACCAUACCUAAUGCUGUGUUAAAUUUGGUUGAUUCCUCAUCUAUAGUCAUUGAUGAAGAAGGAACAAUCGACUGCAAAUUCUCCGAGUCAUCUGUGAAGCAAGUGGCUGAACGCAUUUCAUUCUUCUCUGGAGACUGGAGUGGUCUUGAAGGAAAACUUUUAACGCAAAAUCCUUGUGAAAAUUCAGAAGACAAAGUGGUGAAAAAUGCAAACACUGGCACCUCUGGAAGUGACUGUGGCGAGCUAAAAUUUGAUGUGAUUUUAACUUCAGAAACAAUAUAUAAUACAGACUGCUAUGAGAAACUUCUACAUGUGAUGACCAGUUGCCUCAAGAGAAAUGGGAUUAUCAUUCUGGCAGCAAAGACCCAUUAUUUUGGAGUUGGAGGAGGAACACAGCAAUUCAUCAACUUUGUAGAGAAACAUGAUCAGCUGGAUGUUAAGUCAUUUGUUGCAAACAGUCAAGGUCUGAAACGAGAAAUCCUAGAAAUGAGAUUCAAAAAUAAAUGAGAAGAAUUUU
Messenger RNA from Penaeus chinensis, 1257 nucleotides. Its product is annotated as histidine protein methyltransferase 1 homolog. Gene Ontology annotation, biological process: peptidyl-histidine methylation, to form tele-methylhistidine. The transcript has 9 exons. Lineage: Eukaryota; Metazoa; Arthropoda; Malacostraca; Decapoda; Penaeidae. The record is from RefSeq and is a predicted model, not a curated record. Bases 234 to 1247 code for a protein of 337 amino acids. Gene Ontology annotation, molecular function: protein-L-histidine N-tele-methyltransferase activity.